Molecule: messenger RNA, 2947 nt
Organism: Bemisia tabaci
Lineage: Eukaryota; Metazoa; Arthropoda; Insecta; Hemiptera; Aleyrodidae
Product: thrombospondin type-1 domain-containing protein 4
Biological process (GO): extracellular matrix organization; proteolysis
Cellular component (GO): extracellular matrix
Molecular function (GO): metalloendopeptidase activity
Source: RefSeq, a predicted model, not a curated record
AAAUUCUAGCAAUAUCUAGAUCCUGACGUUUAAUUUUUACACCACCUCAAAUACGAGGGUAAGGCGGACUCAAGAAAAUCCGAGCUCAUGAACAGUGUGCGAACAUUAACUUUUUUAAACGUGACAUGAACAGUAGCUUCCGUGUUUUCCGGUGGAAAAUUUUGCACGCUUAAAGAUGCCGUGGUUUGCAAAACUCUCAAAAGUGUCGAGCCGAGUGGUAUGGUACCUCGGCCGAGGAAUUGGUAGUGACAAGGGUUUUCGUUUUUAAAGUCAAAGACGAGGCUUCAUGUUAUUCCAAAGUUUGGUGCGGUUUUGGAAGGAAGUGUAAAACGGUUGGUGAAAGAUUUCAUCAUGAGUCGGUCAAUGUAUCUCCGUUUAUUCACAGUCGCUGGAGUGUAAAUCAAGCAAACGAUGCGAGCGGACACGCGUUGGCUCUUCGGAUUUACCUUCGGAUUUUGGUUAUUGAUUCUACUUGAAGCGGAAAAAAUCGUCUCAAAAAUCAAGCAUCACAACGAGGUGGUGGAUCGAAGUGUUUGGUCCGGAUGGUCUCAAUGGUCACCUUGUUCUCGAGUUUGUGGGGGAGGAGUUGUGCUCGAAACCAGGCGCUGCUUUCUUAAACAAAAAUACUCCAGACCGGACGACAAAUCACACGUAAAAAAAGAGACCAGUAGCAACUGCGUGGGUCCGUACAGACGAAUGCGUUUAUGCAACAAUCACAACUGUGCAUCAGGCACGAAAAGUUUUGUACAAGAACAGUGUGAAGAAUUCAAUGGGAAGCCAAUGAUGGGAGGACGAGUUUACAAUUGGGAAGCAUUCCUAAAUGCUCCGAACCAGUGCGCUCUGAAUUGUCGCGCAAUUGGCUUUGGCUUCUAUGCGACUCUCAAGCCAAGCGUGAAAGAUGGAACUCCCUGCAAAGGACCGGAAAAGGAUAGCGGGCGCUGGAUGUGCGUUUCCGGUAUCUGCACGCAUGUGGGCUGCGAUGGAAUUGUGGGUUCGGACAAGCGGUUGGACAGUUGCGGCGUUUGCGGCGGUGACAACAACUCCUGCAAAACAAUCGCCGGCAUCUUCACAAAACCGCACUUACCCAACGGCUACAACCUUAUCACUCAAAUACCCAAGGGCGCUUGCAACUUGACUGUUCUUAAACUCAAGCCCUCCAAAAAUCAUCUAGCUUUGCGGCGCCUUGAUGGGACGUUUGUGGUAGAUGGAAACUUCGCAUUUACAUCUCUGGAGGAGAUCCAAUCGUCAGGGACCAAGUUGACUCUGAAACAAGACACGCCCGACCAAGGCGAGAUGAUAACGAGCCCUGGCCCGCUCCUGGAGCCUCUCGAACUAAUGUUAGUAUUUCAACAGCCCAACUCGGGCAUUAAGUAUGAGUACCAACUGAAAAUGAAUGGUGCCACAGAGGUUGCUCUUGAACGAGGUGACACAUCUUACGCUUACGGCCCAGCUGAUGACAUAUCCUCUCAUGAAAGAAACAUCGGAAAUAGUUACAGUGACAAUGCAGCUAAAUCGGAAGGGACUUUGGAUGACGAGGCAACUAAAUCCGAGGGCAAAAGACGCAAAAAGAAAUUCUAUUGGAAAAUCAGUGGUUUUUCGGAAUGCUCAAUGUCGUGUGCCGGAGGUGUUCAAACAGCAAUCAACGUUUGUGUCAGGGAGAGCAAUUCAAUGACAGCACCUGAUAAAAGAUGCACCGGAUUGGAGUUACCUCAGCCCCAAACUCAACGGUGCAACGUUAAACCUUGCCCUGCUGAAUGGGAAGCUGGAGAGUGGGGUGACUGUUCCGCGUCUUGCGGGGAGGGCGUCCGGAAGCGGAAACUGGUUUGUCGGCAACGGAUCACAGCCUCGCUGACGAUGACAGUUUCUGAUGGCGCUUGUCUCUCAUCCCCGUCGAGGAAUUUCACAUUAGAGCAACCAUGCGCUCUCUUCCCGUGCCCCAUCCACUCGGCCAAAGCGGAGGACACUGAGCCACGGAUCAAGGCUUCUUGGCGGACGGAGCCUUGGAGUAAGUGCUCGACACAGUGCGGUCUAGGCAUUCGAACCCGAACGGUGGUUUGCCAAGCAGUGAACGGCCAACAGUGUCUGCAAAGCACCCGCCCUCAAAAUCAAGAAGUUUGCGACAUGGGUCCGUGCAGCUCCGAAACACCGUCUUGGUUCAUUGCCGAAUGGUCCCAAAAGUGUUCGGUCGAGUGCGGCGUUGGUGUGCAAACAAGGAAAGUGUUGUGCUCAGCGGGCCUUGGAAAAGACUCCCAGUGUGACAUAUCCUCCAAGCCAGAAACCUCUCGAACUUGUUCCAGCGAUAAAUCCUGUGAUGGCCAAUGGUUCGCUGGACCUUGGUCUGAGUGUUCCGAAACUUGUGGAUGGGGAGUGCAGACCCGACGAAUUGCUUGCUUAGCGUAUCAGCGAGGAGAAUUCUCCAUUGCCAAAGAUUCAAGUUGCUCCAACAGUUCGAGGCCGACCAAAGAACAAAGUUGCAGGGAAAAACCUUGUUCCCCACAGUGGUACACUGCUGACUGGAUGCCGUGCUCCCAAUCCUGCGGGACAGGCGUACAACGAAGAGAGCUUCACUGCCUGGACGAAAAAGGCAAAGUAUCCAGUGACUGUCUUGAGGACUUAAAGCCCAGCUCUCGCCGUUCCUGCAGCACUCACAGCUGCCCACCUGACAAGUCCAGUCUCAUCAAACUCAACGAAACAUCUCUACCUACCUUAAAUGACAAGAUGAGUAGUCUUGGUGAUCAAGCAUUCAACACGGUCGACAACAGUCUAGAGCAAACGGAAGAUUGCAGAAAUCUAUUUCGAAACUGUUACCUGGUGGUUCAAGCACGUCUAUGUAAAUACAAAUACUACCGUUCAUCAUGUUGCUUAGCUUGUAAAGGAAAAACUUGAUUUGUAUCAAAACAUUAUACUGUUGAUAUAAAUACAGUUUUAAAGUAAUGAACAAUUCAAA